Molecule: messenger RNA, 1170 nt
Organism: Trichogramma pretiosum
Lineage: Eukaryota; Metazoa; Arthropoda; Insecta; Hymenoptera; Trichogrammatidae
Exons: 1
Coding region: 1-1170 (389 amino acids)
Source: RefSeq, a predicted model, not a curated record
AUGUCGGAAUCGGACAUAGUCAGCGUUGUAAAGAAUGUAGAAUUUGGCUUGAGUAGGGUUGAUUUGGAUUCCAACAUCAAGGAAAAAAUAAGGGAAAAAAUUGCAUCUUCUAUCAAAUACCAUCGCAAUAAAUAUGAGCGCAUUGACGAGACAGUAAUUGCGACUCAAGGAAAAGUAAAAUCUGCUAGACUAUUUCUAAAAAAUCAUCCUGACAUUUUCUUUACAAACUCUGAUAAAGGAAAUGUAACCGUUUGCUUGCAAAAGUCGGAGUACAUCAGAAUCAUGAAAGAAAUGCUUAGUGAUCCAAAAACAUACCGCAGAGUAUCACGGAAUCCCUUGGAAGAAUUGCAGGCUAACGUUUACGGUUUUCUACGACACUUGAACGACAAUGAAUUUUUGGAAUAUAAAUAUAAAAACAGAGCUCUCACUCAGACAAACACCACACUGGCUAAGUGUUACGGCUUGCCUAAAAUACACAAACCAUCUUUGGCUUUUAGACCGAUUAUCUCUACAAUUAAUAGCCCUACUAGUUUUUUAGCUUCUGUCUUGUACAAAAACUUAAAAUCGUGUUUCAGCAAUCCUCCGUCUCACAUCAAUAAUAGCUUUGAGUUAAUUGAAAAAAUCAAGAAUAUUGAAGUACCACCUAAUUACAUUUUUAUUUCUAUGGAUGUUGUAUCUUUGUUCACCAAUGUUAUGUUGGAGGACGUUUUAUCAAGCUUAGACCGCAGAUACAAUGAGAUUUGUAAAAAUUCAAAGAUACCCUUUGCGGAGGUCAUAGAGUGUACGAAGUUCUUGUUUAACAAUGUGUAUUUUUCGUUUAAUGGAAAGUAUUACAAGCAGAUCGCCGGCUCUCCGAUGGGAUCUAACAUCAGUCCUUUCUACGCUGAUUUGGUUCUUGCUGAUUUGGAGUCGGAGUGCUGGAGAAGACUGAAAGAUGAAUUUGGCAUCGUUCCGUUGUUUUCGUACAGAUAUGUCGACGAUGGUUUCGCAUGUGUACACAUCAAUCAUGUUGAUACCAUUUUGAAGAUCUUUAAUAAACAAAAUACACAUAUCAAGUUCACACAUGAAGUUGAAACCGAUAAUCAUCUGAACUUCUUAGACGUGCAAUUCAUUAGGAUUGGAUCACGUAUUGUCACCAACUGGUACAGAAAAGAUAUAGCGUCACAAUGA